Molecule: messenger RNA, 833 nt
Organism: Suricata suricatta (meerkat)
Lineage: Eukaryota; Metazoa; Chordata; Mammalia; Carnivora; Herpestidae
Exons: 5
Coding region: 1-708 (235 amino acids)
Source: RefSeq, a predicted model, not a curated record
AUGGAGAGCAUGAAGAGAAUCAACAAGGGACGGGCAGCACUGAGACUAGAAAUAGGGGAGUCAUUACUCCCCUGUGCCUGGGUCGGAGGGGUCCCAGACCAGAACUAUAGCCUAGGAGAGAGCACCAUUCAGGAGCUGUGGCUGUGCACCGAGGAAUGUAGCCACUGCCCAACCAUGGCCCCCGUGUGUGUGGCCCGGCUCGCUGACCUGCCGUGUGACCCUGGCCCGUCCGCAUCACCCCCCGGGCCUCCGGCCGCCCCUCUGUGCAGCGCAGAGGACAGAGGCCGGACUGGCGGCCUGGGAUCCGCCGACGAGAGCCAGCGGUGUCCGCCCACAAGGAAACGGUUAAGGCGACCACGCCCAUCAGCCGAGACCCAGUGGCCGCCUGCAACUACCGUCACCCUGAAGAGCAAGGAGCAGACGCCGCAUCUCCAGAUCCCUGCUCCUGUGGGUGACCUCCCGGGAUCCAGGCCACCGGUGCUCUGUGUACCCACAGCAACCCCUGGCCCUUCAACAGCCUGGUGCCAACACCCAAUGCCCACGUGCUGUCACCACCGGCCAGUGCUGGCGUGUGAAGCCAACACCCCCAAGUCUGCACACCCGUCACAUCACCCGGUCACCUGCCGGCUCCAGCACUGGCCCGCUCGCGUCUCCGUCCACCCAAACCCUCACCACCGGCAAGCGUCCCAGGAGCACUCUCCCUGCUGAGGAAGAAUCGGGAGGUCCAAAGAGAGAGAAAUGACGACCGUCCUUUCUCCCAGAGCCGCCCUCUCCCCCGGAAUCACACUUCAGUCUCGUGACCCCAGAUGUCGCCAAAUAAACGAUUCCCUGGA